AAAGAUACAUCGGGUACAGCCUCCGCCGGUAAGAAGAAGAAGCUGCAACCACUUAAGUCCAAGGGGUCUGCUACCUCCUCAGGUAUACGAAGCGCUGUAUCAACCCGUGCGAGCUUGCAUGAGAAUUUAACCAGUGAGAUGUGCAGUGAAGGCCUUUUGACUGAG
Sphaeroforma arctica JP610 is the source of this 165-nucleotide messenger RNA. RefSeq lists its product as hypothetical. The record is from RefSeq and is a predicted model, not a curated record. The transcript has a single exon. NCBI's taxonomy places the organism in Eukaryota, Ichthyosporea, Ichthyophonida. The annotation marks the transcript as partial.